AUGGCAUCAGGGGAUAUUCAGGAGCACACGCGCGAUCUAUCCGAGUCAUCCGAGUUGAAUCUCCUAGACCUCUUGUCUAACACGCUUGUCCUCCAACAAACCGUCCCCUACCUGCCUCCCUCCGCGCUCCUAUCCAUCGCAGCGACUUCCAAGCAGUUCCGUAAACUCUUCCUCAAGACCCCCGGCGUCUUUCGACAUCUCGACCUCACUUGCGUCAAAACCGCACAAUUUAACAUCGCUCCGAUCGACAACGGCGGCGAAACCUGGCGCAAUGUACAGCUGGAUGAGAACCUGACUGAAGAUGACUUCUACUCGGGUCCCUUGAGGGGCAUAGCCCACAAUCUACAGAGAGGAGGUAUCCUGAAGGAUGUACACACGCUGGUCCUUGAUGGAUUGUCGGUAACGGCCGAGCUUGUACACGACAUUCUCGUCGAUCCAAGCUACAAUGUCCGCAUCCUCUCGAUCCGCGAGGCCAAGAAUUUGAACGAGCGCAAGUUGAUGCAGUCACUGAGCUAUGCCUGCCGCAGGACAAGGCCCGACGGGUCACCCAAGCUGAGAGGUCUUUAUGUGUUCGGGAAGCGAGACAUGCCGGCUUCUGCAUUGGCAUCGACCCGGACUCCGUCCGCAGCAUCGACACCUUCGGUGCGCAGCUCGGAAAUCGGCAUCAACUGGAAUCGCAAGUCUUCAAAUACGCUUUACGCGGGUUUAUGCACCGAACAGGACGAUUGGUACGAGAAGAGGGGUCGCAUCAUUUCCAGCCCUAUUGCCCACGGCUGGGCCAAGAUCCUGUUGGAGUGCCGCGACGCCAUUUGUUUUGAUGCGGUUCUCUGCACUGGCCCAAGGCAUGCCAACUCAGCUGCCUACGGUCGCGUCCCAGUUUCCCCGGUCCCUGGUGUCACGAACCCGCAACUCUGGAACGUAGCGACUUUCGCCAUGUCUGGAUGCGCUACCUGUGGUUCUGCUCCUGAGGGUUUUACCGUCUACGGAGACUCUGCGACGGAGGAGCUGCCUCUGCUAGCACCUGUGCCAUUGCAUUCUUCGAACGUCAAAGCGGCGUCGAUUCCCAACUCGGCAAGCUCAGGAGCAGCAGACGCUGAAAAGCCACGAUUUGUACCCCGAUGCUGGGACUGCAUUCGUGACCGCUACUGCUUCAGCUGCGAGCAAUGGUGGUGCGAGGCAUGCUACCAGGUCCCUUCGUCCUCUGAACUCAACAGUCACACCCGCAAGAUUACACGAAGCUGCUGGGAAUGCGAGAACAACUGCUUAGAUUGCAUCGCGCACACCCAGCGCCGCUGUAAAUCCUGCGGCGGCGGGUAUUGCAUAAUCCACUACGAUGGGUCCACGAUGACUCUGUGUGACUGGUGUUCGACUCGCGGCCGCCGGAUUCGGGAGCUGUAUUAG
Messenger RNA from Pseudomassariella vexata, 1401 nucleotides. RefSeq lists its product as uncharacterized. The record is from RefSeq and is a predicted model, not a curated record. The transcript has 4 exons. NCBI's taxonomy places the organism in Eukaryota, Fungi, Ascomycota, Sordariomycetes, Amphisphaeriales, Pseudomassariaceae. Bases 1 to 1401 code for a protein of 466 amino acids.